UCGGGGGCCGAAGGGAGCUGCAGCUGGAACGGAGCAGCCGCCGCCGCCGCCGCCGCGCUGCAGAAGAGCUCGCCGCUCCCACCUUGAGCUGAGACUGGGAAAGGUCACCCCAUGAGCACUUAGGGGCGGGGGGCUUGAGUCGGACUCUUCUGGACCCCAGCUCCUCCCCUCCUAAAGCCUACCUCCGAGAAACAGGAGUAUUGAGACAGCCUCCUAACCACCUUUCAAGUCAUGGUGGGUCACUUGCAGUUCCAAGGUAUGGACAACACCAACAAAGAAAAGAAUCGGGAAAGUUUGCUGGACAGUCCUGAUUCGGGGCUGCCCCCCAGCCCGAGCCCCCCUUUCUACUCUUUGUCUCCGGGCGGAGCCGAGAACAAAGCCGCGGACAAGAAUUCCUGCACAGAAAUCCUGGAUCAGGAGCCCGGGAGAGAUGGGCCGAAAGGGAAGCAGAUUCCUUGUGUUUUUCUGAACUCCUAUGCUUCUGAAACCAGACCUCGAUUGUACCCGGUGUUUUUCGGAGAAAGCAUAGAAGUCAACCCUGAGCCAGCGCAGGAAAUCAGGUGCAAUUCGGAGAUCAAGUACAGCUCAGAGAAGCACUUCCGGGAUGACAUCUUCUACCACCCCAGGCCCACCGUCACCACCUACCGAGAGUCCGUCACGGUGGCCCCCAACUGCACUUGGCGGAACUACAAGUCUCAGCUCCUUUUCGAGCCGCGUCAGAAACCCCUCCGGUAUCAAAGCACAACCAUCAUUUUCCCCAAACGUGCCAAAAACAUUUACCGGACCACACUCAACUACCGGCUGGGCUGCGCCAAGCGGUGGUUCGCCUCCAGUGUCCAACUCGCCUUGUGCGAGAGCAACAAUGCCUACCUGACGCCUCCAGAGAACUUGUCAGGCUAGGCCAUGGACAGCAUAGGUCCACCUCUUGGAGACACGUCCCCUGGCUGAAGGCACAUCAGAGGGUUACAAUUUCUUCCUUGUCGACUCAAUUGUGGGCCACGUGAGCGUCUUUCACGCUUCAAGAACCAGUUUGGCGAGAGAGCCUCCUCUGAAGAUGUAGCACUUAAAUGCCACUGUUUAAUCCAGAAGGCUGUCUUUAGUCAUUUACUAUUUAAAUCUCUCUAAGUAUGAGACUUUUUGGAAGAUUUUCCCGUGGCUUUUAGGAGGUUUGUUUCCUUGGGGGAAAAAAAAAUAUUAUCCAAGAAUCUCCUUGGCCAAUCGAGCAAUCCUCAUCAUUUAACGGUCCCAUAAUCCCUUGUAGGGUGGAGCCUGCGCAAUUGAAUGGAGCUGAGGGUUUACUGGCCGGAUGCCCUUCCGGUCUCCAAUGCAGAGUUUUGUUCGGC
Pseudonaja textilis is the source of this 1343-nucleotide messenger RNA. RefSeq names its product refilin A (gene RFLNA). The record is from RefSeq and is a predicted model, not a curated record. Gene Ontology annotation, cellular component: actin filament bundle. Gene Ontology annotation, biological process: negative regulation of chondrocyte development; negative regulation of bone mineralization involved in bone maturation; actin filament bundle organization. Gene Ontology annotation, molecular function: filamin binding. Lineage: Eukaryota; Metazoa; Chordata; Lepidosauria; Squamata; Elapidae.